Molecule: messenger RNA, 1092 nt
Organism: Alternaria incomplexa
Lineage: Eukaryota; Fungi; Ascomycota; Dothideomycetes; Pleosporales; Pleosporaceae
Exons: 3
Coding region: 1-1092 (363 amino acids)
Biological process (GO): response to oxidative stress
Cellular component (GO): nucleus
Source: RefSeq, a predicted model, not a curated record
AUGUCGUACCCACCAGAUACCCCGUCCUCUUCCCCGUUCCGCUCGCCUUCGUCGCAAACCUCACCGCCAUCGCAGCGCUCUACACCCAACCGCUCGUCCUCAUAUUUCACCUAUCCCGUCUCUUAUGCAGUCUCGGGCAUCCUGCGACGCUUGAACACGGACGCCAUUCCCAAAUCAGACGCGCAAUCGAGAUCGGAGAACAACAGCAACCGUAACAGCGCAAGCAACAUACAAGCCCAGUUGCAGUCCACCGCAUCUUCACUUUCACACACAUUUGCGAACCUUGUCUCCUCCACCACAUCAGAUAUGAAUUCGGUCUACCAGCCGCCACAUCGGAUAGCGAGCCCUUUCCAACCGCCUCCCUUGACACCGCUAAGUCUGAGAGGAUGGGGAGGCAACAUGCGAGAGAAGGGCAAGCUUCUAAGCACGGCGCUUGCUGAAGAGAUCCGGCUCCUGCUUCCACCAAGGUUACAACUAGUGGAUGAGUGGAGUCUGGCAUAUAGUCUGGAACAGAACGGUGUCAGCUUAGGCACACUAUACAAGCAAUCUGAAGACUAUCUGGGCAAGAGAGGUGGCUUUGUACUAGUGGUCAAAGACGGCAGCGGAGGUAUCUUCGGCGCAUAUCUCUCCGACGCACCGCGGCCCUCCACAUCAUUUUACGGCAACGGCGAAUGCUUCCUCUGGCGCGCGCACAUACUCUCAGGUUUCUCAGACCUGCAGAUGAACCUCCCACCACCCCCAUCCGAAGAUACGACGGACGCUGUGCGAAUGACAACCAUAUCUUCACCGAAGAGGAAGGGCGAUUCGCUAGCACCCCCACAGAACGGUCGGGCCAGUAAGAGUGGUGCGAGCACGCCAGAACGAAUAAGAUUCAAGGCAUUCCCCUACAGCGGGGUGAAUGACUAUAUGAUCUUUUGCGAGCAUAGCUACCUGAGUGUUGGCGGCGGUGACGGUCACUAUGGCCUAUGGCUAGACGACAACCUCGAAAAGGGCGUCUCCGAUACGUGCCCGACGUUUGGCAACGAGCCCCUUAGUGACGAUGGCAAGAAAUUCGAGGUCAUGGGCGUUGAGCUGUGGUACAUUGGCGUAUAG